GGCGUGUGUAAAAGCAGGGCAGGAUGUGCAGGGUGUUAGGCGUGCAAGAGCGUGUCCCAACCACCUUUUACGUUCAACUCGACAGUGCCACACAUUUACAACAUUUACGACAACACUGUCGUUUUGAUCAUUUAACCGGAAAAGAUGAAUUCAAGUAAGGCCGCGGUGGCUUCAAGGAUCCUGGGCAAAGGUCCUGAAUACCUUCGCAAACAAAUCGAUCGAGAAGUAGAAAGCAAAGGGCGCCCGAGUGCCGCGGAAAGGCUGGCUGCCAGCAAACAGCAGUACGUGAAGAGUCCGCAGCUGAUCGCCUCGGAGAAGGAGCCGGAACCGCUGCUGACGUUCAGUUUGGCCUCUGCGAGCAGCAGCGACUCCUCAAGCAGGAGCUCGAGUCCGAGCGCAGGUGACAAGUUGCGGAUCCCCACACUGCAGAGCGGCGACGGUGCGAGAAGGGAAGCCGCCGCCAUCGCACGGCCGGGCAGCUCCAAGAGGCAGCGACCGGAUUCUCUCCUGGUGCACCGGCAGAGGUGCGAGAACGCAAAAGGGUCGCGAACUGAGAACGCCAAGGGGACGUUCGUGCGACGGCUGUUUCCUGGCUCCCAAAAGGACAAGAUAAGCGUGUGUCCCGGGGCAGCUGUGAAGGAAUGCGACCCAGGAAAAGUGAGCAAACCUGUGCAGAAUGAGAAGCCCGAGAUCAAGGCUAGACUGCGGCUCCCCGACGACCAUGGCCACGUUCCACCCCAGGGAGCUAAACCCAGGAAUACGGUCCUCCGAUCGCAUUCGGACAUAAGUUCCAGGUAUUCGAGAAACUUCUCCGAGUUUGAAACAUUCUUCAAGUACUGCGGACUGGACGGCGACGUUAUCGAGACCCUGGGGAAGGAGAACUUUUCUGUGCCUUCGAAUGAGCAGAGCGAUCGCACCAGGAGCGUCAGCGAGUCUCAGACUGACGACGGCUUUUCGUGCAAAAGCGAUGAGAGCGACGGACUCUUAGAGGAAGAACUCGCCGAAAAAAGUCGCCAGAAUACGUCCAUAGUCGAGCGCAAUGCCCGAAUCAUUAAAUGGUUGUACAGCUGCAAAAAUGCCAAUGAAUCGGGAAAAGUAUUACGAGACCUUCAGUAAACUUGUUUGAAUGUAUUUUACUUAGAGUUCAAACACACAGUAGGCCUAAUAUUUGCGCUAAUUGGUACUAUUUUUAUCCCAUCAGCAUAUGGCAGGCGAACUGUAAAUACAAAACCAUUCAUGUGGGCUUACUUCGGGAGGAGCGCAUCAUCCCCGCGCUCACCGGAGUAAAGUGUCCAUGAGCGGCGUAAAUCACUGUAAUGUUCGCUUUACCGGCUACUCCACUGUGAAAUUAGGUAGCAGACGUGUUCAGCGUCAUCAGCUUGUAGGCCUAGAAGAUAAGCACAAACUUUGUAAUCGGCCUGUUGCCGUACUGACUGGCCUUGUGAUAAGUUUUGGUUUUUGCUUUUGUAUUUCCUGGAGUAUGGACUAUAAAUUACGUUUGUUAAAAACGUCUGUAUGUAAUGCAGUCUAGCGCGAUAUUGUUUCUCUAUACAGAAUUUUCUGUUGCACACGCAACACGACAGUCUACACUCAAAAAUAAGGUUUUAAGAAAUUGUCUUUAGAAUUAUAUAUCUAAUUAAAUAAUCAAAUUAAAAGAUAUGGCGUUUAAAUAAUAAUUGCACUCCUUCAUGUUACAAUAUCAAACAUGGAUAAUACAUUUGCCAUAAUAGGAAAUGUUUCAUUCAUUUCAAUUGUAAACGUCUGUGGUGCAAUUCAGAAUGAAUACAGACGGGAUAACAUGAAACAUGUCCCAUGCCAGGAUUGUUAUUGAUAUCACUAGGUUAAUAAAAACACUAUAAUCUGUU
Messenger RNA from Brienomyrus brachyistius, 1865 nucleotides. RefSeq names its product family with sequence similarity 110 member C (gene fam110c). The record is from RefSeq and is a predicted model, not a curated record. The transcript has a single exon. Lineage: Eukaryota; Metazoa; Chordata; Actinopteri; Osteoglossiformes; Mormyridae. The coding region runs from base 145 to 1116 and encodes 323 amino acids.